GUGGCCGUGGUGCCCCCGCCCCUGCGCGAGCUGGGCCCUGGCGGCGUCCCCCAGUGGGCUGGGUCUGCGUUCACCUCGCACCCUCAGAGCCCGCCUGUGCCAGUGCCGCUCGCUGGCUUCGUCCCUGUCUAGUGCCAGCAGAGGUGCCUCUGUGGCCACCAUGCCCUGUGGCGUGGCACCCACAGGCCUUUUAACUUGUCCUGGCAGUGCCUUUCCCGGGGACACCUGGCUGGUGUUUGCCUCUCACUGCUUCAUUGCUCCAGGGGCCUGAUGUAUCCCCAUCAUCUUUUUUUCUGUCACUUGCAGCUGAUUAGCCCCACCGGUGACAGCAAGUGUUCUUGGCUGGGAGAAGCAGGGCAGUGCUCCCGGUCCCUGUCUGGUGGUCACGAACUCUGCUGUCUGCUUGGUCCAGCUCCUUAUGAAAAGCUCCGGUCCUUGCAGAUGUUCUGUGCUUCUGUUGUGAGAGCCCCUGCGCCUCUGUCAGGGCAGCCCCCAGAUAUACGCGUAGCCCUGCCCUGAGGGCUCCUGUCUAUGACAUCUUUGUAAUAGAAAUAGAUCUUCCCAGUUUUCUGUUUCCUGUUGAUUUUAUUGCCUGAUUUGAUUCCCCACGCCCAUCCUCCAUCUUAUCUAUGUCUUUUUUGCCCUUUCCAUUCUUCUUCCUGCUAUGCAUCCUUGAAUACUUGUCUGUUUUAGGCAGUCACUAACUGCUCGUUCCAAAAUUUUAAUUUUCUUCUCCAAAUUGUGUCACUAAGGACUCUAAUCACACCAGUCUUCUGAGGCUGUUAUAACCAGGUUAAAGCCCAUGCUCUGGACUACAUUUGUGCUCAGGUGAAAGCGCUAGGUCAGUCCUAAUUGUGAUGGUGCUUGGAUUUACCUGCACAGGUGGUUGUUAAACCUCACUGUUUCAUAGUGCAGACGAUCUUAAUGUAAGGAAUUGAUGCUUGAAGUUGGUAGGUACAGUAUGCUGAGCAGUAGAAAGUGAGAUGACCACCCACCACCCUUGUAAGUUGCAUAGUGCUGUUGGACUGUGCACUUCUGUGUUCACUCGCAUAUCCUUGUGAACGCACGGAUGGGCUCAUAUUGUGAAUGUGUAGCUUUUAAAUGAGUGCAAAUAAAGAUUGAGCUACAGCCUGAACACUGAAUUCUCUCCAGGCUUAGUGUCAGAUAAGUCUAGGCUCUUAGUAUGACUCUUCAUGGUCCAGGUUCCAUUAUUCUGUAUUUGAAUCCCCAUCCUAGAGGGGUUAGAGUUCAGCCAAAUUUUUCAUAUUUGUACUCUGCAGUAAAUUCCUAAUAUUUCUUGUUGCAUUUAGCCUAGCGGUUAAUAAUGAUAAUGACAGUCAAUGCAUUGUUUCCUGGGUUAUAGGUGGAACUUGGAUAUAUUUUUUCACUGUUUUCUUCCUGAUCUGGCUCUUUAUGCUGGGGAUUUGUCCACUGUAUGUUGUUUGAGAUGCCAGCACUUUCCUAGCGUAGUAGAGUAGAUGGCCAAGCUAUCGCAUCUGUCUGAAUUGCUCUGGCUUGAUUAGUUCAUUUAUAUGUUUGGUCUUUCCAGAGGACUGGUCUUUUACUGUAACCUGUAUACUAGCUGUAAGCAUCAUAGUUCUCUUCCAUUAGGAUCAAAACAGUAGAAGUUUCCCUUCCUCAUCUGAUCUGAAAUCUGUGCAGAUAAAUGGUAUUUACAGUCCCACCCUCUUCUGCACCCUUUCCACAAGCACAAUGAAGAGGGAGUGCCACAGCAAGAUACGCCUUGAUCUGCCUCAGGCUGCUGGCCCUGUCCAGGUCCCAUGCAGCUGAAACAGUAGAGGCUUUCAGCAGGUUCUGCUAGCUAAUGGGGUAGCUUUGUAAAAGUGACAAAAUCACAGGGGAGAAAAGGACAAGGACAACAGAUAGGAGGCCUGGUGGGAGUGCUGCUGCUGCUUAUGAACUUAGGAAAUCCAGAGGGGGGUUUCUUUUUAACAUUAUUACAAGAAUGUGCUUAGGAGCUAUUAUACCUGCAGAAGCUGCAGGCUGGGCUUGCAGCCCUCAACAGCAAAGUACCUGCACAUGUAACUUGUUUGUUUUGGCUCUGCCUGGCAGAUUUAAAAAAAAAAAAAAAAAAAAGAGGGCAGUGUUACUAGGCUCUCAUUCGCGCUUCAGCUUUGCAGACCGAGCUUUUGGCCAGUGUCAGUUUCCUGUAGAAUGGCAGUGCUGAGGAUUGCACUUCAACUUAGAGCUUCACAAACACUGACUCUGGGCUCACUUCUCCCCUUCGCAUCUUUGGCUUUAGUGCAGCUUGCAAAGUCAAAGAAGCAGCAGCAUAGUCCAGAACUUUCUUGGGGACUUAAUAUCUUUGGUAUUUAUGUAGAAGCAGAGAUGGGGCUUGCAGUCUGGAUUCUAAUCUGCUUUGCAUAUAGUCCAUAAGGGUCUUAAAUAUCUACAGAAUAAUGAGAUUUAGUUGAAUAAAGAAAAAUAAGAUGUUUGCUACUCUGUUUGGAAGAAAAGAAUUUGAAAUGUAAUUGAGUGCUUAUCCUUUUUAUUUCUAUGCUUUGCACGUGCAGGGGCUGGUAAGUGACACUUAAAUCGAUCUUUGGGGUGAUAUUUUUUUAAAGUAUCAUUUUAGCAUAUUAGUCAAAAAACAUAUUGCUGAAACCCUCCCCCCUUAGGUUAUACCUGCAUAAAAUGCCAUGGUUGUAAUACAUUGUAAGAAAAAUUUAGUGUUGAAACCGGGAAUGGCCUGUGACUGCAAGGCAUGCACAAUAUUUAUGCAAUUGCAUCCAAAAGUACUACCCGGCUCUUGUGUCCUCCUGGAGCCUAGGCCAGAAGAAUAAUUUGCAUGAACCUCCAUAUAAAUACAAGAAGAACUUACUCUUAAGCUGUGAUGCUAACUAUUAUGCAGCUGCUUACAAAAUAGUUCCCUGUUUUCUGAGGGUCUUGCUUGAUGAGAUUGGGGCAUAGGCCUAUGGAGGCACUUAUUUGUAUACUAAUAGGAUAAGGGUUGUAUAUUCUUCUUACACAGUACAUGUACAGCUUUGUGUCAGGGAUGGCAUGUGGUAGUUGCAUGCCCAUCUCCUGGAUCCUGCAGUGCUGGGCAUAUUGAUCAAUUUAUUUUCCAAUCAACUUGUUUCAGAGCGAGCGGGAGAAGCAGGAGAGAAUUGAAGUUCAAAAGGAAAAGCAGCGAGAGCUGAUUCUGCAGCUCAAGACGCAGUUGGAUGACUUGGAGACCUUUGCUUACCAAGAGGGCAGUUAUGAUUCACUGCCACAGUCUGUGGUCAUGGAAAGACAGCAGGUGAUUAUAGAUGAGUUGAUAAAGAAGUUGGAUAUGAACCUGAAUGAGGAUAUUGCAUCGUUGUCCCCGGAUGAGCUGCGUCACCGGGUGGAUGCUGCUAUUGCACAGAUUGUCAAUCCAGCAAGGGUGAAGGAGCAACUAGUGGAACAGCUUAAGACGCAAAUACGGGACCUUGAGAUGUUCAUCAACUUCAUUCAGGAUGAAGUUGGAAGUCCUGGCACGCUAGAAGAUGGACACUGUGAAUGCUCAGGCAAGACACCUGCAAGUAGCUCCUAUAAACCAAAUAGCAGGCUGCCUCCUGGGAAUAACAGAGUGCACCCAGAGGACGCCAGAAAGAUGAGAGAAACAGGUCUGCAUCUCAUGCGGCGCAUGCUUGCUGUGCUGCAGAUAUUUGCUGUCAGUCAGUUUGGUUGUGCUACAGGUCAGAUACCCCGCACCCUCUGGCAGAAGGACCAAGCUAAUAAAGACUAUUCCCCUUUAAUUAAGAGACUGGAGCUGUCUGUAGACAAAGUGAAGCAGUUGAUAUUGAAGCACCAGCAGCAGAACCAUGUUGUCAGCUACUCCAGCAUGCAGGAUGUUCCCUUAGGAGGGCGAGAUGAGCUGACUCUGGCUGUGCGGAAGGAGCUGACCAUUGCUUUACGAGACCUUAUGGCUCAUGGGCUCUAUGCUUCUUCUCAAGGGAUGAGCUUGGUGUUGGCACCCAUUGCGUGUUUGAUUCCUGCCUUUACCUCAUCACCACAGACCAUGCACCCAUGGGAGCUCUUUGUUAAGUAUUACAAUACCAAGAAUGGUCGCGCCUUUGUGGAGUCCCCAGCUCGCAAACUCUCCCAGUCCUUUGCCCUGCCUGUGACAGGAGGUGUUGCUGUGACCCCCAAGCAGAGCCUGCUGACGGCUGUUCACACUGUUCUCACGGAACAUGAUCCCUUCAAACGCAGUGCAGACUCUGAACUGAAGGCCUUGGUGUGUAUGGCUUUAAAUGAGCAGCGCCUGGUGUCCUGGGUGAACCUCAUCUGCAAAUCUGGGGUUCUGAUACAGUCUCACUAUCAGCCCUGGAGCUACAUGGCCAACACAGGCUUUGAGAGUGCACUCAAUAUUCUCAGUCGCCUGAGCAACUCAAAGUUCAACCUCCCUGUGGAUUUGGCUGUCCGGCAGCUGAAAAACAUCAAAGAUGCUUUUUGACAUGUCCUUUGCAGAUCAGCCCCCACCUCCUCUUAGUAGGCAGCUAUUGAUCUCAAGGAGCUUUUUCUUAAGACCAAGCUUGGUUCAUUUGAGGAUGAUCUUAAAUUUUACUUGAGUGUCUCAAGUACUUGAAUGUCUCAACACUGGAAACCUUCACUGCUCGAAUGCCUGUGAGGAAAUGCUGCAGGCUUUUAGGUUGAGCACCCAACCCCUCAGGCCUAUGCUCAUGCAGCUCUUAAGUCAGUGAAGCUGCUACAGCCAUUUGCAGAGGCCCUACCACUAUCAUGUGGUAGAAGUGAGGAGCUGCCUGAAAUGUAAUAAACAAGAGCCUGAUUAUACAGCCAGUACAUAGGAGCAGUUUCCUUUUUUUUUUUUUCCAGAAGCAACACCUAUGCAGCACCUGCACAGUGAGCCCUCACAAUUUUUAGACUAAAGCGGGGGUUUUCAACCUUUUUGGAUCAGUGUACCCCCGGUGGCUGGAUGCAGAGUAGUGUACCCCUGGCGGCAACACAGGGCGGGGAUGGGGAGCGUGGCACGUGGCCAGAUGUGGAGUAGGGGCAACCAUUGCGUGCAAGCUUCCCCCACCUCCCAUGUCCUGCCGGGCGGUGCCUGCACAGCAGUACAGGAUGGUGCAUAGUGGCAUUCCAUCCCCACCGGCCAGCAUGUACCCCUGGGGGUACACUUACCCCUGGUUGACAACCCCUGGACUAAAAGAUACCAUUUGUAGCAUUUUGCUAUUCAGUGCAGGGGGAAGGAGGUAGUGAAAUAGUUUUAACAAAUACCUUGUUGCACUUGAUGCAACCUGGACUGACAUCCCAUCUCCUCUAUUUAUGUAUAGUAUUGAUUAAAUGUAUAAGAGGUCUGGGCCGACAUGGUUACUUGGGUAAAUGUGAUAUCUUUUAUUAGACAAACUGAAUGGUUGGAAAAAUUGUUUUUUGCAAGCUUUCAGGCACAGGUGCCCUUCAGGCAUAGGGAGAGCCUGCUGGUCUUCUCUCUAGGAUCUGAAUAGAAGCUUAAGCCAGUACUCAAAAUGCAAGUCUGUAAAAAUGCAGGUGCAUAGCUGAGAAGAUCAGAGGGGAGGGGGUUGGGCAACAGAAAGGGAAUGCCAACAGAUGAUAAAAUGCAGCUGGGAAAAUAUAGAGAGCUUACUUGGGGUUAUUGGGUGGCAGGCAGGUUAUAAUGUGCCAUAAAUUCAAUGUCUACAUUUAGUGCAUUAUUUUUUGCAUCCAGUAGAUUUACCAAGUGAAGUUCGUAGGCUUGUCUAUGAAAAGUGCUUUAUAAAUUCCAUUUGAGUAUUGGAGAAAGAGUGGCUAUCUUAUGAGAAAUGUGCACCCACAGAUAGUUGGGUAUUUUUGUCUUUUACAGAUUCUUGGUGUGUGUUCAUUCUGGUAUGCAGUUGUUCGGUUUCUUUUAUGUAGCUUCCAUCUGGGCAUUUAAUGCACUGGAUGAGAUGUACAGGCAGUCCUUGACUUACAGCGUUUUGAGUUACAAUGUUCUGCACUUACAACAUUUAUAAAUUGACACUGUUUCAACUUUCUGACGCCUGUUUCAACUUUACAA
This is a messenger RNA of Alligator sinensis (Chinese alligator), 6001 nucleotides long. RefSeq names its product RUN domain containing 1 (gene RUNDC1). NCBI's taxonomy places the organism in Eukaryota, Metazoa, Chordata, Crocodylia, Alligatoridae. Bases 3248 to 4441 code for a protein of 397 amino acids. The transcript is spliced from 4 exons. The record is from RefSeq and is a predicted model, not a curated record.